AUGGGUUUUGUAGACGAUGCAACCUUUUACGAAGAGGAAAAACAUUCUCCAUUACUCUCACAUCGUGAACUUGAGGGUGAAAAAGUCCUCUCCUAUAUCCGUCCACGCAUUAGAUACAUCCUCACUAGGGCUUUGUAUCUGAACCCUCAUCCUAAACUUGAAUUUCCAUCCAUUGAACUUAUUGAGAAAAUCUCCGGUCUCACCAAUAUUCAUUACGACUCAGAUCAGUAUAAUUCACAUUAUACAAAUAUAUGUGAAUCAAAAUGUGAUAUAAAGUGCAAGGAUCCCAACUGUGAAGCCAAAUGUUGCGAUAAGGGGAGAGAAGGGAGCGUUAUUGUUAGUAAUAAAUGCGAUAACAAUUAUUGUAAAUGUGGAAAGGAUUGUAAAUGUGGAACUGAUUGUAAAUGUGGAACUGAUUGUAAAUGUGGAACUGAUUGUAAAUGUGGAACUGAUUGUAAAUGUGGAAAGGAUUGUAACUGUGGAACUGAUUGUAAAUGUGGAAAGGAUUGUAACUGUGGAACUGAUUGUAAAUGUGGAAAGGAUUGUAACUGUGGAACUGAUUGUAAAUGUGGAAAGGAUUGUAACUGUGGAACUGAUUGUAACUGUGGAAAGGAUUGUAACUGUGGAACUGAUUGUAAAUGUGGAAAGGAUUGUAACUGUGGAACUGAUUGUAAAUGUGGAAAGGAUUGUAAAUGUGGAAAGGAUUGUAACUGUGGAAAGGAUUGUAACUGUGGAAAGGAUUGUAACUGUGGAACUGAUUGUAAAUGUGGAAAGGAUUGUAAAUGUGGAAAGGAUUGUAACUGUGGAAAGGAUUGUAACUGUGGAAAGGAUUGUAACUGUGGAACUGAUUGUAAAUGUGGAAAGGAUUGUAAAUGUGGAAAGGAUUGUAAGUUAUCUCUUGGUGAACACAGUAAAAGUGAUUCUGAAUAUAAAGAAGAUAACUCCUUCACCUCCCGCCUAUUCAAAUUCAUAUCUUCAUCAAAAGAUGAUGCGUCUAAGUUGUGUUUAAAGAUGUUGGAGAGUUUAUCACUGACGAACAAAUCCAAAGAUGAUGAUUAUUCAACUUAUUUAAAGAAUAUCGAUGAGUCUAUAUUUAAAUUUGCCGAAACAGUGCCCACCGAGGAGCAUUUAAGGAUAUUUAAAUUGGACGGGGAACGAACUUUUAAAAAUCUAAACAGGCAAAGAACACUGGUAAACACGCUGAAAAUGUUGUAUUAUAUGAUUGGGGAUUAUCAUCAGGGCGAAGGAUUCGUUACUGCUUAUUUACUUAUCUUUAUGAAUCCUCCUGAAGUUAUUAAACUUAUGUGGAUAUUGCACUGUUUCUAUGUAAACGGAUAUUUUUCCACUGUUCCAUCAUCAUACAUCCGAGACUCGAUUGUUUUUAUUGAGCUACUAAAGGCUAGAGACCCAGUGUACGCCAAAUUUUUGGAAAAUCAAAUCACACCCCAAGCAUACGCGUCAAAAUGGUUCAUUGGUCUUACCAUUUAUGUGCAUUCAAUUCAACUAAAUUGUUACUUCAUUGAGCAGUUAGUGGAGAGGGGGCAGACUUACCUAUUCUCAUAUGCUAUAACAUUAGCGUUAAUGCUGAAAGAUACUAUUAUGGAACGUAACGAUGUUUCAAAGUCACUAGAAUAUUUAAGACUAGACAAUGUGGAUGAGGAAAUAUGUGAGAGGAUUUUGAAGGAAUCGACAAAACUCGAUAUUUCUAUGGAGGAAGUUAAUGAAAUGAGAAAGGUGGCUAUUGGUAUUAUGGAAGCGCAAAAUAAGGCUAGGAAGGAAAGGGAGCAGGCGAUGGAAUAUUCCGACGAUGAGAUUGUAUUUUCUGAUGAAGAACAGUGA
Messenger RNA from Babesia microti strain RI, 1839 nucleotides. Its product is annotated as GTPase-activating protein, putative. Lineage: Eukaryota; Apicomplexa; Aconoidasida; Piroplasmida; Babesiidae. Gene Ontology annotation, molecular function: metal ion binding. The record is from RefSeq and is a predicted model, not a curated record. The transcript has a single exon. The coding region runs from base 1 to 1839 and encodes 612 amino acids.